AUGGAAACCUGGGGAGUUGGCGCCCUCGCCCUCUUCCUCUGCCUGGCCUUGCCCGCACUCCUCCUCCGGCGACCGCGCCGAGGACUGCCGCCCGGCCCCCCGGCCAUCCCCAUCCUCGGCAAUCUCAUGUGGCUCACCCGCUCCGUCGCCGAGUUUGAGCCCCUCCUCCGGGAUCUCUGUUCCAAGUACGGCCCCGUCGUGACGAUACACCUCGGCUCCAACCCGAUAGUCAUCGUCGGCAACCGUGAUCUCGCCCACGAGAUGCUCAUCCAGCACGGGGUCGUCUUCGCCGAUCGCCCUUCUCCCUCCCCCGCCCUCCGCAUGCUCAGUUUCAACCAGAGCAGCAUCAGUACCGCCGGUUACGGACCUCGAUGGCGGCUUCUCCGCCGUAACCUCGCGACGGAGAUGCUCAACCCUUCGCGCGUCAGGCAGUGCGCCGAUGCUCGCGACUGGAUCCUGCGCCACCUCCUGGACAAGCUCCGCCUCACGGCGGCGUCCGGGGACGGCGUUGUGGUCGUCAAAGAGACCUUCCAAUUCGCCAUGUUCUGCCUGCUGGUCUUCCUCUGCUUUGGCGAGAAGCUAGAGGAAGCGGCCGUCAGAGAGAUCGAGGCCGUGCAGCAGGAUUCGCUGCGCUUCUACCGGAAGCUCAAUAUCUUCGCAAUCGCCCCAACAAUCAGUAAGUAUUUAUUCAGGGGAAGGUGGAACCACCUCCUACAGCUCCUGCAGCGGCGGAGGGAGAUCUUUCUCCCUCUUAUCACAUCUCGGCGCCAACAGAAGGAAUCGAGGGUUCCGGGGGAGAACAGCUUCCGCUUCUGCUACUUGGAUUCCCUUCUGGACCUCGAGAUCCCGGAGGAGGAGGGGAGAAAGCUCAACGACAACGAAAUCAUCACUCUCUGCGCCGAGUUCCUCGAUGGCGGCACCGACACCACCUCCACGGCUCUGGAGUGGAUCAUGGCGAACGUCGUCAAGCACCCUGCCGUGCAGGAAAAACUGGCGGAGGAAGUCGGCGAGGAGACCAAGGAGGAGCUCCUGCAGAAGAAACCGUACCUGAAGGCCGUGGUCCUGGAGGGGCUCCGCCGCCAUCCACCCGGUCACUUUGUGCUUCCCCACGCCGUCACGGAGGAGAUCUCUGUGCGAGGGUUUACCAUCCCCAAGGACGCCAGCAUCAACUUCUCAGUGGCGAAGAUGAACCUGGACGGGGAAACGUGGCCGGAUCCGCUUGAAUUCCGGCCGGAGAGGUUCCUCCCCGGCGGUGAGGGUGAGGGAGUGGACAUCACCGGCAGCAGGAAGAUCCAGAUGAUGCCGUUCGGCGUGGGACGGAGGAUCUGCCCCGGGAUGGGCCUCGCGCUGCUUCAUCUGGAGUUCUUCGUGGCCAACUUGGUGCGGGAGUUCCGAUGGGAGUCGGCCGAGGGUGGCGAGAUCGACCUGUCGGAGAUACCCGAGUUCACGAUCGUCAUGAGGAACCCCCUACGUGCGCGCAUCUCCUCCCGCCGUAUGUAG
Molecule: messenger RNA, 1500 nt
Organism: Spirodela intermedia
Lineage: Eukaryota; Viridiplantae; Streptophyta; Magnoliopsida; Alismatales; Araceae
Source: the annotation of a GenBank genome assembly